Molecule: messenger RNA, 10307 nt
Organism: Saccostrea echinata
Lineage: Eukaryota; Metazoa; Mollusca; Bivalvia; Ostreida; Ostreidae
Product: abnormal spindle-like microcephaly-associated protein homolog
Exons: 24
Coding region: 11-9307 (3098 amino acids)
Biological process (GO): spindle organization; mitotic cell cycle; establishment of meiotic spindle localization
Cellular component (GO): spindle pole
Molecular function (GO): protein binding
Source: RefSeq, a predicted model, not a curated record
UGGACAAAAUAUGAAUAUGAAUGACAGUCUUGACUUUGAUCCAGCGGCUUUGAACUCGCUGGCUACAUCGACCCCGAAACCAUCAAAAUUAUCGAAUGACAGAUCAGGUCGACGAUCAUGGUUUGAAAAACCCACGGGAAUAACCUACAGCAUUGCUGUUGAAAAUAAGGAAAAAUAUGAUGCCAGAAGAAAUAGUGAUGUUGAGCUUGAAACAUUGGUUCUAACCCAUUUCACAACUUCUCCAAAAAUUGGAUUUGGGAUAUGCAAAGUUGGAAUUCCAAAACGGAGAACAUUAAUUGUUAAAAAUCCACAUGAUUAUCCACAAAGCGUGAAAAUUGAACGUAUUCCACACAAGAACAUUUUUUCCUUUGAUUCUAUAGAAUUUAUUGUCGAUGGAGAAAGCAUGUAUAAUCUAGAAAUUUCAUUCAAUCCAGAAAAUGAAGGCAACUUUAGGGAAAUGAUACAGUUCUCUAUAGAUAAUGCUUACAGACUUCAAGCAUUUGUUUUUGGAACCUGUCAAAAACCCCAGAAGAAAAAGAUUGUGACGAGAAAAGGUCUCCUGAAUCAAAAAGUAAAAAGACCUUUAUCGGUGGUGUACACCCAAAGUUUGGCAAACAUUGCUAAAUCUUAUAGUCCAGAUAAGUCAGAAAAGGAUUCAGUCUGUGUGAAAAGUUUAAGAAAAGAUGAAAACAAACUGCAAACUUCAGGAAAACUUUCUAUCAAAAGAGAACUCAAGUCAAGUAAAAAAAAUCAUCGUAGGUCAAACACCUACAACUCAUCAGACCAAGGAGAAAUGCAGAACAAAUCUCAAGAAAGAUCACAGGAAAAUAGAGCAUUAAGUGUAGACAAAGAAAAUGAUGAAAACAAAGAGAACCAGGGUAAGACGCCAGAGACUGACAAGAGAAACUUAGAACAGAUGACUGAUGUUGAUAAUGAGUCUUCUGAACAUCAGCAAACCAUAGUGGAAGAAACUUGUACCAAUGUCAUCUCACCUGACACUUUUCUGAAGAAUUUGAGUGGGCAAGGACUUGGUGAGGGGGAGAUUGGAAUGACGGGGAAUUGUAAUGAUACUCCUUCAACUAUACCAACAACUAAGGGGUGUAUUAGCCCGAACACAUUUUUACAAGAUUUGAAUGAAACCAAAGAGAAUUUACAGGUCAACUCAGACCAGGACCAUUCUAGCAGUGUAGAUGACGUACUAAAUAAAUCAGUACCUCAUGAUGUCAUGCUUAGCCAACUGGAAUUUGUGAAAUCAAAUCUGAAAUGGAAAAUGUCAAACAGUUUAUGUUUGAAUGCAUCAAAGGAAGGUUCUAUGUCAGAGACAACUGAUGAAAGAGCAUUAACAUUUGUGGCAUCUAACAUACCUAACAAUGCAUUUAGCAUUGUUCCAGAGGGCAGCAGUCCUCGUAGAACCACUUAUACAGUCAAGAGAAAACGUUCUCCUUGUAAAACAAUGACCAAAGUUAUGCAGAGAAGGGUUGCUCGAGACAAGGUCACUGUCAAUCAUUCAAAAGAUGGAUAUGCGAAAAAUGUUAAGCCGCAAAUGGAGGGUAGGGGAAAGGCUCCCAAAAGGAGAAGAAGUGGAAGUUUUACCCCAAGAGCUGUUCGGAAAACUGAAAGUUUAUUUCACCUUACUGAAAAUGUUGGAAAAAGCACUCUUACUGAACCAACACCAGAGAGAAUGGCAAAGGAAAAACAUGUAUUUGACACACCAGACAAUAUUUGUUUAACACCAGAAAUACUGAAAAUAUCCAAAAAUCCAUGUAACAUGUUACCUGAAAAAGAACCAUCAAAUUGGGUGCUUCCCACACCAGAGAGAAUCCUACUGAAUGCAAGCAAAAUGGAAGGUAAUACAAAAACCCCGCUGUCUCAUCAUUACAGAAGUCUGAAUUUGUUAACACCAGAGCAGAGUCUUCAGAAAAUGGGUCCAGGGGAGAUAGAUGUUGGCACGACAUGUUCCAAACAGACUCUCAGCCUAGAUAAUUUUACAUCAGACAAAGGAUCUCUCACAUAUUUACCAGACAGCCCUCUGCAACAAGCUAUUACACAUGAAGUAUCAGAAACAAACUUGAAAGAAGUGUCAGUAUUGGAAGAGAGACAACCAUCUGUCUGCUUAUUCUCUCAGUCAGGAGAAAAGGGUCAGAGAACUUCAGACUCCCCUUGUACUAGUGAGAGUUUAGAGGGAAGUUUUAUUGGUACUCCUCUUCCAACUAGUCCCAACCCUGACAUGUCUAGACGAUCCACCCAUAUCAUUCAAAAUCCUAGGGUAGUUAACUCUAGUCAAAUGGAGAAAAAGCGUCUUUUCCCUCCACUUGACACGCUUGACAAUGAAGAACUGGAGGAUAAAGAAAAUAUUCCACUGAGACACACAAGCCCUGACACAUGCAUAGAUAAUGUUUGUGGUACAUCACCAUUAAAAAAACAGGGAUUUUCUUUUGAAGAAAAAGAAAAAGGUGAUAGGAAUUCAAGAGUAGAUCAGUGCCCUAAACCUGAAACAAUUUCAACCUCAUCUGACUAUAUGAAUGAUCCAUCUAAAUCUAUAGGUAGUUAUGAGCAGUCUUGCAAUGAAAAUUUACUGAAAUUGUCUGAAGUGAAAGGGAUUGCCGCAAAGAACGACAAUGACAAGACAUGCUUAAAACUAGACAAUUGUACAAAACAAAGUGAUGGAUAUUUUCAUCACAUAUCUGUCUCUGAAAGUUGUGUUAACAAGGAUGCCAGCCUUGUACCUUUGAAACAGGGAUUAUCAGUUGAAAGCAAAGUAAAGAAAGCCAAGGGUGUUGGUGUCUUUGAAAACCAUAGUGAAAAAUCCAAAAUAAUAAAGAAGCAAGAGAUAUCUAAGAAGGGACAGGUUUCUCAAAAGUGUAAGACUGACGAAGCUGGUGUUCAAAGGCAAAAGGUGACAGCUUCAGUCCAAAGACAAACUGCUAAGCCUAAAACAGCUGGAAUUGCAAAGUCAAAGCUUAUACUGAUGAAAAAGACAAAAACAGCCUUACCAAAGCAUCCUUUACCAUUUGCAUCCAAAAAUAUUUACUAUGACGAAAGAUGGAUGGAAAAGCAGGAACGUGGAUUUUCUCAUUGGUUGAAUUUUAUUUUAACACCAUCCACUGAAAUGGGAAACAACACGAAAUGUAAAGUUGAUGCCUCCAAGCUAGAUUUUUAUAAAACAGGACCCCACAAAUUGGCACCAACCAAAGAAGCACUGUCUUUCCGAGAGUAUUCAGCCAGUCGUAAAUUAAAUGGCCUUCGUCGUUCUGCCUGUAAACUAUUCCAGUCUGAGACAGUGACAAUGGUGGUCAGAAAACUGGAGAUGGAGGUAGAAAGUCGACGCUUAAUGAUCAGAAAAGACCGCAAGAUUCAUGCUGAUCUAGGUCUGAGACAGUCCAUUUUAGAUCUGUUAUUAUCUUUCAAUCCUUUAUGGCUGAGAGUAGGAUUAGAGACUGUAUUUGGAGAAAUAAUCAGCAUCAAAGACAACAGUGAUGUUAUUGGCCUUUCUCACUUCAUCAUCACAAGAGUUUUGGGAAAUCCUGACAUAGCCUUUCAUUUUGCUCAUCCUUCAGUCCCACACCUCUACAAAGAAGGCUACUCGGAGGCUAUAGCUCAGCACUUUCUGAAGAAGUUCCUGUUGUUAGUGUAUUUCCUGGAUCAUGCUAAAUGUCAGCUAUUAAUCAAGCAUGAUCCCUGUCUGUUUUGCAGGGACUCUGAUUUCAAAUCCUGUAAAGCCCUACUGGUUGAGUUUUCAAGUCACUUCUUGGCCGGUGAGGGAGACAUCAAUCGACAUCUUGGAUACCUAGGAUGCAUCACUGGUCACACACAGACUGCUCUAGAUGAGUUUGAUUAUGCCAUUCAGAACUUGUGUACUGAUCUCAGAGAUGGACUUAGACUGAUACGGAUUUUAGACUUGUUGGAAGAGAAAGCACCAUUGAAGAGAAAGCUGAGGGUACCAGCAAUCAGUCGCCUCCAGAAAAUUCACAACAUGGAUGUAGCUUUUUCUAUUCUUAAAGACAUUGGUAUUGACAUGGAGAGAGAUGUAAAAAAGGUCACCUCUAGAGACAUAGUGGAUGGACACAAGGAAAAGACUCUACAUUUGUUAUGGAUGAUCAUUUUGAAAUACCAAAUUGGUUUGAUAUUGAAUGUAGAUCAACUGAAGGAAGAAAUUUCUGCCUUGGAGAGAUCUCUACAGCUGCGCAAGCAUCUACAGGCUCUAAAAAAUUAUGAAAUGGGUUUGCAGCAUAAAAGAAGGGAAUCUACUUGUGAUGAUCUGUACUCAAACAAUGAACUUCUAGCCUCCCUUUUGAAAUGGUGCAGAACUGUGUGUCUUUUCUAUGGACUCAAGGUGGAGAAUUUCACUGUGUCAUUCAGUGAUGGACAGGCAUUAUGCUUCCUUGUACACCACUAUCACCCAGAUCUGCUUCCUCAGACUCUGAUUAGCACCAAGACCAGUAUGACCUACCAAGAGGAGAUGGAGCAUCAGACAUUGGACUGUAGUUUAUCAGACAGCCCAGCCCCAAUGUCAGUUUCAGCUGACCAAGAUGUAUUCAAAGAUUUACUGAAGAAUGAAAGAGAAAAUUUCAAAGUUCUGCACCAGAAGGUAUCCGAGUUAGGUGGUGUGCCUAUGAUGAUAAAAGCUGCUGACAUGUCUAACACAAUACCUGAUGAGAAAGUAGUUGUGACCUACGUCAGUUACCUGUGUGCUCGCCUGCUGGACAUCAGGGAGGAAUGUCGUGCUGCACGCACAAUACAGCUAGCCUGGCGCAGACACUACCUACACAGAGCCAGGGCAAAAUUACAGGUCCAAGAGAAAGCAGCUAUUAAAAUCCAAAGAUUUAUCAAAUGUCACAGGCAAAGGACGCUUGAAAGAAAACAACAAUACUCAGCUAUUAUCAUUCAGCGAUGUGUACGACAAUAUCUUGCAAGAAAAAAACUCCGACAAAUGAUGGAAGAAAAACGAUUGAGAGCUGCUAGAGUAUUGAAGAAUUACUUGCUGACUUGUAUGGAACGAAAGCAUUUUCUCAGCAUGAAGGCAAGUGCCAUUAAGAUCCAGUGUGUUGUUCGAGGAUUUUUAGUACGGCAACAAUUAGCAAAGGAGAAGUCUGCUGUAAGACUGAUAGAGAACUGGUACUUAUUAUCCAAGCAAAGCAAACAACUGAGAGCAAAUUUUCUACAUAAGAAACAGUGCAUAAUUACAAUUCAAAGAGCUGUCAGAAAGUUCAGGGAGAGGAGAAAGUCAGAAAAAGAAAGGGCGGCAAUAGUACUACAGAAAACUUGGAGAGCUUACUGUGUGAAGUGUUGGUACAAAAAGACACAGGCAAGCAUUACUGUGAUUCAAAGAGCAUUGCAUGCAUGGAAACAGAGGAAAAAUUUCUUAAGGAAACGGAAAGCAGUAUUAUUUCUACAACAAAAAUACCGAGCCCACCAACUGGCCAAAAGACAAAGAGCCACAUUCAUUCAGAUUAAAUCGUCCUCCAUUGUAAUACAGCAGGCUUGGAAGAGGCACUUGGAAAAAUGCACUCGAGCAGCAACUAAAAUUCAAUCAUAUUGGAGAUGUUUUAUGGCGCUGAGAAAAUACAGGAUAGUUAGGAAAGGAGUGGUGGCUACACAGGCAGCAUUUAGAGUGUAUUCUGCCAGAAAACUGUAUCUGAGUCAACAUAGGGCAGUUAUAACAAUUCAGGGAAGAUGGAAAGAGAUUCUGGUGGGAAGGCAGAUCAGACAAAGAUUUCUUGCUCAAAAAGCAGCAGUUAUCACAAUACAGGCAACCUUUAAAGGCCAUCAGGUUAGAAAGCAGUUCCUACAGACACGUUUUGCUGUGAUUAUCUUCCAGAAAAGUUUUCGCAGGCUUGUCACUUACAAGAAGUUCCAACUUAUGAAGGAGAGCACUGUCAAGAUUCAAAGAAAGUGGCGUGCAACACAGCAUAUGAAACAAAUAUUUACACAAUAUCAAAUUGUCAAGCAAUCAGUAUUAGCAGUUCAGUCAUAUUUCAGGGGGUAUAGAGUCAGAAAAGCCAUUGGUGUCAUACGACAAAGAGAAGCAGCAGCUCAACUUAUACAGAAGAGCUGGAGAGGCUACAGCAUAAGAAAAAAGUAUUUGACAGUCAAAAACUGUGCCAAGAUCAUUCAGACUGCCUACAGAUCAUGGAAACUAAGAAAAGAUAAGGAGCAGAAAUGCAAAGCUGCAAUCAUCCUACAAAGAAGAUACCGAGCCAUUCUUAGUGCAAGGUUACACAGGAAAUCUUUCCUGCAGGUCAGAUCUGCCUGCUGCACGAUUCAGAAACAAUGGAGAAUGAAAGUUAUAAAAAGAAAUCAUGCAGCAAUUACAAUACAAUCUCAGUGGAGGACUUAUGCUGCACAAAAAAGAUUCAGAGAUAUCAAAAAAUGUGUCAUUUCUAUACAGACAGCUUAUAGGGCGUGGAAGUCAAGAAAGGAUUACAUACUGAAAAGGAAUGCAGCUGUUAUCCUUCAGCAGAAAUACAGAGAAUAUAGGAGAGGAAAGGCUCAGAGAAAAAGCUUCCUGAUCAGUAAAGGGGCAGCACUGACUAUACAGGCAUUUUAUAGAGGUUACCAAGAAAGAAAACGGUUCAGAACAUUAAAGAGGUCUGUCAUAAUAAUUCAGGCUCAUUUCAGAGGCUCUCAGGAAAGACAUAAGUACUUGUCCAAAAAGUCAGCAGCUUUGACAAUUCAGAAAAGAUUCAGAGAAAUUUUAAGAGCAAGAAGAGAGAGGAGAUAUUUCCUUCUUCAAAAAGGAGCUGCUAUAUCAAUACAAGCAAGUUACAAGGCAUACAGAGCUAGAAAGAAGUUCAUUAAAGUUCAUUCUGCUGUUGUCAGACUUCAAUCAGUGGUCCGUACUUACUUACAGAAGAAAAGGUACAAAGAUUUUAGAGAUAGAGUUUGUACAAUACAGAGAAAAUGGAGGGCAACUCUGAUGAUGAGAAACGCAAGGCUUCAAUUUAUGAUGGUCAAAGGAGCAGCUGUCACUGUGCAGGCGUUUUACAGAAAGUGUCAGGCUCAGCAGGAAUUCCAAAAAACAAAAACAUCUAUCAUCAAACUUCAAUCCUUCAUACGUCGAUGUCUAGUCCAGAAGGAGUACAUGAAAAUCAAGCAGUCAGUGUGCGUUAUACAAAGACAAUUCAGAGCAUACAUGGACAUGAAACAGACACAGAAGGAGUACCUUAUUCUUAAAGGGGCUGUUAUUACUAUUCAGGCUUGCUUUAGAGGUUACUUGGAGCGUCAUCAUUACAGAAAGAAGAGGGCCGCCAUUGUCAAGUUACAGUCAGGAGUAAGAAAGUUUCUCUGUCAAAGAAAUUAUGCAAGACUGCGACGUACUGUUCUUGGAAUUCAAAGACAAUUCCGUCAAAAAAUGUGUGCAGCAAGAGUAAGAGAGAACUUCUUCAUUACCAAGGGUGCAGCCAUCACUAUUCAAGCCCACUAUAGAAGACAUAUUCAGCAGAGAGACUACAAUCAUAAGAGGCAAGCAGUUAUAAAACUGCAGGCAUUCACUUGCAUGAAAAUCCACAGAGAUUUAUUUCUGAUCAAAAAAAGGGCUGCCUGUCAAAUACAAAAGUGGUACAGAAAUAAAUUGCAAGGAGAUAGAGUUCAAACAGAAUACCAGAUAAAGAGACAAUCGGUAAUAAUUAUUCAAAGUGCUUUCAGAGGUUGGAUAGCUAGAAAACAAGCGAAACAAAGAAAAAUGUCAAUUAUCCAUAUUCAGGCUAUUGUCAGAAAAUUCAUCACAGUACAGAAGUUUCAGAUUUUAAAGAAAUAUACCGAGAUUUGUCAGAGGCGCUAUCGAGCCAAGUUACAUGGACGAUUUGUUCGUCAUCAGUAUUUGGCCCUCUGUAAAGCAGCUGUGACAAUGCAGUCAUGCUACAGAGGAAAACAGACAAGAAGAUUAAUGUCAUUGAAGCAAGAAAGUGCCAGAAGAAUUCAGUCAUGGUACAAAGGCAGAAAACAAUGCAUAUUGUACAUGAAACUCCGAAAAUCAGUCCUACUGUGUCAGAAAAUUUACAGAACUCGUAGGUUAGCACAGUCAGAUCAAAGGAAGUUCUUGGCCCUUAAAGGAGCCGCUCUGACUAUUCAGGCAGUUUAUAAAGGUUACAAGACUAGAUGCAUGUACCAAAGGAUGAAGCAGGCCAUAGUGUUGCUCCAGGCAGCUACGAGAGGUUUUCUAAACAGAAGGAGGCUGAAGAAACGUCAUGAAGCUGCGACAAUCAUACAGAGAGGUUUUAGAAAACACUUGCACAGUGAACUUGUCAAGCGUCACGAGAAAGAGAGACAAGCAUACUUGGUACAAUUUGCCAAGAAAGUACAGAUUCACAUGGCAGCAAUGGUCAUUCAGAGAUCCUACAAAAAAUAUGUAUCAUUAUGUCAAGCCAAGAAACAACUUCAAAGUGUCCUCAUAAUACAAAACUGGAUGAGAGGGCGAAUAUGCCGCUUGAGGUUUUUGAAGCUCAAGAGGUCUAUCUUUGUGAUUGAAACAGCAGCAUUAAAGUGGAUACAAAUACAGCAUAAUAAAGAAAAACACCAAGCGGCCACCACAGUACAGGCUGUUUGGAGAGGACGACAGGUGAGAAUGAAAAACAAAUGUAAGAAGAUGGAGAUGGUGCGACAACGAGUCGUGGAGGCUCACAGGACCGCUACGGAGGACAAGAAACUGGGAAACAGGACGGAGUCAGCACUGGAUUAUCUCCUACAGUACAAGCAGUUGUCACAUUUACUGGAGGCUUUAGUCCAUCUAGAUGUGGCUACACGUCUGUCCCCAGCCUGCUGUGAGAGACUGGUAGAAGUGAAUGCUGUGUCGGUGAUUUAUACACUGAUCAGUAGUUGUAAUAGAAGUCAGCCACACAUGGAGGUCAUUAAAAUGGCUGUCAGCAUUCUACUUAAUCUGGCCAAGUAUGACAGAACCUUGCCCUCUGUAUUUGUGGAGGGAGCACUGAAUAUUCUGCUGGAUCUGAUGCAGAUUUACAGAGAGAAGGGCAUCAUAUUUAAUAGAACCUGUACCCUGGUGGGAAUUUUAGGCAGAGAUGAAUGUCGAAGAAAGACCAUACUCUCACAGCCUCGAGUGACAGAGCGACUCCAGAGUCUGUAUAAAUUGACAGCAAGAAAAUAUAAACUGCACGAGAAUCAGCAAAUGCGACAAGCUAAAUUGAACGCAUCAAAAGUAUUUAACUACAGCCUUCCUAUCAGAGCUACCCCUCAUAAACUCCCAAAGAUCCGACCUGACUGGGUAUUGCACAGAGGAUCUUUGCAUAACAUUGACAAUCCAAUGCAGGCCAUCACCUUUGUAAUGGACAGCCUAUGCAUUGGACGGAGCUGAUUUACAGUGUACCAUUUUAAUUUUACGCACUUGUUUACUCUCUGAGCUAGUUCUUCUUUCUGUUAUAAGGAAAUUAUUUCACCUCUUCACCUGAGCUAGAGGCUUGUGAUCUCUUUGUGACAAUUUUAUGCAAUUGAUGAUUGUCACUAUAUAACUUCAUUUUCAGCUUCUUUACAAAACUACCAGAAAUUUUUCUAGCAAAAUAUACCUCAAAGAUGGGGGAUUGUGUAAAUGAAGGGUCAUUCAUACAUAGAUAGAUUAAUAUUUCUUUAAUAGAACCAUUGAACCAGAAAAGUCAGAAUGUAAAAAAUAUUUCAUUUAGUGUAGAUUCAAAUUAAUUCAAAUCAUGGUACCAGGUUAGAAUGCAUUUAGGGUUUGAAGUUUUAUGUAGAAUAUUUCUUUAAAAAUAUGUUUGUUUUGAUAUUUGAUGAUGCAACCUUGGUCAAGUUUCUUUAAUGGAAAGCUGAAAUAUCUUUCAACUAAUCAAUGUUGUCCAUGUAUAAAUAUGUUGAUAUACUACUUUGAUUAUUGUGAUUGAAUACAGUAUGAUUUACAUGAAGCUGAUCUGCAUGUAACAUUAUGAGCUUGGAAAACAUGCUAUGUCGCAUUUUAACAGUUGGUUCAACAUGCAGAUUUUGAAAAAAACUAAUGAAUACAUUUGAGUGCAAGAUAUAACAAUACAUGCAAUGAUAUUAUUAUGGAUCUAUGUAUCAUUUGCAAAUUGAAUGAACGGUGACAUUUCAGCAAAAGAGAGAAUGGUGGAUUUUAUCCUGAGUGCAUUUUUAGAGGGACAUUCUAACAGUUUUAUGAUACAAGUCAAAUAUAAAUUUCUGAUGUUUCUAUGCUAGAGAUUUUUUUUAAAACAAGGGGAAAAGUCAUGUUUUUUAAUUUUUUUUGUUUUACUUGUUGAUUUGCUUUUGUAUUGAGUACAAUACACCAUCAAAUUUUUCUGCUGCUAAUGUCAUCUGUAGUAUGAUUUAAAAUGAAAGUAACUUCAAAA